GGAGAGGAGACCAAGGUGGAGAAGGAGAGGAGACCAAGGGAGAGGAGGAGAGGAGACCAAGAGAGAGGAGGAGAGGAGACCACGGUGGAGAAACAGUGGAGCAUCAUUUCCCGAUGCUCUGUGAGAGAGCUUCUGAGAGGAUGAUAGGAUGAAGGUGGGAAUGCAGAGUCGCAAUGAACAUGAAGAUAAGAGUGUGCCAGGGGGUUAGUGGCAUCAUUUUUGUCACCAUGGUUACCAGCUUUAUGUUGGUGUACAACAACGGCAGCUUUGGCAACAGAUCCCCUUCCUCGUCAUCACCAUCGUCACGCCGUCCGAAUGGUACCGCUCCGACCAAGAAGAAGCCCGAUGGACCGCGGCGACUCCCAACGCCGACACUGGAGGGGUACACAAGUGUCAUGGAUCACAAGCCUCUGAAGAUGCACUGCGGGACCUGCGCCCUGGUGACCAGCUCCGGCCAGCUGACCGGGAGCAGGAGAGGCGAGGAAAUCGACCGCUCGGAGUGCGUCAUCCGCAUGAACGACGCCCCCAGCGUGAACCACCAACGGGACGUCGGGCGGCGCACGAGCCUGCGGGUUGUAGCGCACUCCAGCCUGCAGCGGGUGCUGCGGAGCCGGCAGGAGCUGCUCAACGCUAGCCAAGACACCGCGUUCGUCUUCUGGGGACCCAACAGCUGCAUGAGGCGGGACGGGAAGGGCCACGUUUACAACAACCUCAGGCUGUUGAAACAGCUGCUGCCCAAACUUAAGGUCUACAUCAUUUCCCGGGUCAAAAUGCUGAAGUUCGAUGAGCUAUUUAAAAAGGAAACGGGGAUUGACAGGAAGAGUUCCAACUCCUGGCUGAGUACCGGCUGGUUCACCAUGGCCAUAGCCGUGGAGCUGUGUGGCCGGAUCGACGUGUACGGCAUGGUGCCCCCUGAUUACUGCAGCCCCCGCCCUCAUAAUCCGCCUCACAAUCAUCCAAGCACUGUUUUUCCUACAUCACCAUUCCCCCUCUUUGACUCUCCGCGUUUCUGCUCCUCUCCCCGGACCUCCUCCUCGCAGAUCCCCCUCUCAUCCCUCCCUGCCGUACCACUACUACGAGCCCUCGGGGCCCGACGAGUGCUCCAUGUACCUCUCACACGAGCGCAGCCGACGGGGAAGCCACCACCGCUUCCUCACGGAGAAGGCCGUGUUCGCCGACUGGGCUCGAACCCUCGACAUCCACUUCCACCGGCCGGACUGGGAGCCGGCCGCCGCUGCCAACGGCUCCCGCGCUCCGGCCCCCGGCUGGAUCCCGGGGUCCAACCCGGAGACAGGCGAGCGGACGUCUGGCGCCGUGGGCCGCGUGAAGGCGCGGGACGGCAGCCGAGGCAGCUCAUGGCAGGGCGGGGUCGCCGCGUGACGGCAGCACGAAGCCCAGCGGGACGGUUUGAAAGGUGUUUUACGGGAUGAAUCUCACACCGGAAUCAAACACGGCAAUAAGGAACUUAUCAACUACUCACACGUUGACGUUGUUUUUCAUUUUUGUUGACACCUCACAACAAUACAGAGUAAAUAAACAGUGCCGGCCCGUCAUAUUUAGCUGUAACAGACAAGCUAUGUAUAUAUAUUCAAUGACAGAAGCAACGCAUCACAUUGUAUCAUGUAUGUAUAGUGCAAUAAAUUCAAGAAUCAUUAGGGUUUGUAGAAAUAACUUUUGUGCAGCAGGCAGCCUUCAUUGAUAUGAAGUGAUGCUAGUCUAUUGUAAUAGUAUUGUCAUUAAUUAGUGUAUUGAUUUUUUUUCAAUGAUGACUGGAUUCAUUGUUUUGUCCGUUAAAUGUCAACAAUGUCGACAAUUGUGAGAAAUUACCUUUAAACACUGUUAAAGCCGACACAGCGAGGUCCUGAGACGUCCUCUUUGGAUUUGACUGGACAAACGAUCAAAUUGGAGAAGAUGGAACCAGUAAAGGGUUUUCAUUUUCACUAGAAUAGAUGAAAACAUGUCACACCUGGAUGUGCAGCAAUGAUUUUUCGAGAGAUGCAUGAACUGAACAUUUUUUGUUCGUUUUUCUUGCUGGUGACUCGGAAAUGGAAAUUUUCUGAACCUGUAUAAUAGAAAAGCUGUCUAAUUUUUACACCAGAACAUUUUAACUACAUUAAAGGAAUGUUAAAUGUCUGUAUAUUUCUGAAUAAAGCUUGAACCAGCAUUGCCUGGACAAAUUAAAUACAA
Molecule: messenger RNA, 2187 nt
Organism: Gasterosteus aculeatus aculeatus (three-spined stickleback)
Lineage: Eukaryota; Metazoa; Chordata; Actinopteri; Perciformes; Gasterosteidae
Gene: st6galnac5b
Product: ST6 (alpha-N-acetyl-neuraminyl-2,3-beta-galactosyl-1,3)-N-acetylgalactosaminide alpha-2,6-sialyltransferase 5b
Biological process (GO): ganglioside biosynthetic process; oligosaccharide metabolic process
Molecular function (GO): alpha-N-acetylgalactosaminide alpha-2,6-sialyltransferase activity
Source: RefSeq, a predicted model, not a curated record